GACAUUUCCGAAUAUUACUCCGCCUUGCAUGGGGUCGUUGUAAAGAGACUCCUUCGUCUGCAGCGAUACAUCUGUCUUAAUGGGAUGGCCCGAGUGAUCUGCGCUGCGUGGCAAAUCAAAUCGGUGUGAGUGGUACGGAAAAUUGAAAGCAUUCUGAGUGCGAUUUUAGUUUGGCCAUCACCCUGAUUUGAAAGUCAAUUUUGAGGAGAGAGUGACGCCGCUCGGAAGGGAUUCGGUUGGUAGGCUAUGGGAGACAGCAAAUCUCAUCUCUUGACUCGUGUUCCUGAUGUAGGAUGUAAGACUUCUCAUGCCAUCUAUUAUGCCAACACUUCAUUUCAAUCGUAUAGCAGCGUGUUUGUAAUACAUUCGCCAUCUGGAUUCUGUGAUAACUGCGACUGAUUAAAAAAUGGGGAGUAAUUAACAGCGAUAUACCAAUGAUUCACAGUUAUUGAGUAAUCAGAACCAGAAGCGUGGAACUAGAUGUAGUUUUGCUCGCAUUCAUUAUUUUCUUGUUGACACCUAUGUGACAAAGUCUGUCGUGUAGUAAUAAUUCAUCUUUUCUUCCUCCGUAUUAACACACCAAGAGGAAAACGUUUCAAAAAACUAUUCGGAAUGGAUCCUCGUAUUGGGCUUAUUGUUGAUGGAAUCAUCAGUGCAUGUCGAACUGGAUGGCGACGACUGGUUCGACACCGAGCCGAAGAUACUAUCCCGAUCAUCAGCUGCGAUGGCGGUCGAGACCUCGACCACACGGGCGAGGACGGAGUCAGUACUCAACGAAAGUCUUGGUUUCGUUUGGCUAGGUUAAGCGGGACGGUGUGCGGCAUCGAGUUCUGCUACGCGGCCGAAACAGCGUUUGUGUCUCCGAUCCUACUCCGAAUAGGUAUUCCACAGAGGUUCAUGACAAUGAUCUGGUGCUUGAGUCCCUUGCUAGGGUUCUUUCUCAUGCCACUCUUAGGUUCUGCAAGUGACCGCUGUUCCUCCAGACUUGGUCGAAGACGUCCUUUCAUCCUUCUUCUCUCUGCCGUUAUCUUUUUCGGUCUUCUGCUGGUACCCAACGGAUAUAGGUUAGGUCUCACAAUGUGUGGCCACCACGACUCCUCAUCAUCACAUUCAUAUGGGAAUAACUCGGGAGAAACCCCGUCAUUAAAUGGCUUCGGGACAACAGGAAAUAGUCCUCUGGAUGAAACACCUUUGGUGACACCUUCCUACUCUUACCAGAAUUCUGAACAAUCCUCCUACGGUGACAACUCUCCAACAACGGAAGGCAACUUUGAGAACCUGACUUGGGAGGCGACCACGCCCUGGGCGGAGACCGUGCAUGUGGUGGCGGGACACGCCUGUGGAGUUAUCCUGACCAUUUUGGGUGUGGCUUUCCUUGACUUCAGCUGUGACGCCUGUCAAUCACCAAGCCGAGCCUAUUUGAUUGACGUGACACACCCUUCAGACCACGCCCGUGGAUUGGCUACAUUCAGCUUUAUGGCUGGAUUUGGAGGCGCAGCGGGUUACCUCAUCGGUGGGAUACCAUGGGGUAAAAGUUCACUUUCGGCUGUCGUUGGCGCUCAUGUUAGAUAUGUAUUUGGCCUUAUCACGAUCAUCUUCGUAGUGGCUAUGAUCCUAACGGUUACCGCUGAACGAGAACAAACCCUAGCCGAGAUCAACCCUGUCGAAUCAAAACGACGUCGGAAACGAGAAGGUACCUAUGGAGGUAUGGACGAUGACGACGAGGAGGUGGAGCUCGGAGUUAUCGAACAGAGAAAGAAGAAUUAUGGCUCACAGAAGACGGACAUCGUCCAGACAACGGACGUCGUCUCCGAGGCGUCCGGAGCAAAGCCUGGGGCAGAUGAACAAUUUCCAGUUGAAACAGGGAAGGAGGAUGUACCGAAUGGCAUACAUGGCGCAAGGUCAAAGGUGAUAGAUGGGGACGAAAGCGAUGGUAAGAUGGGAAUGUAUCAGGCAUUGCCUGAGACGUCAUCUACCAAGGAAUCUGGGAAGGAUGAACCAGAAGAGAUGGCUACCAUGGGAACGUAUCUCUUGUCUAUUGUCUUCAUGCCUCCAUCUCUCCGAAUCCUUUGCUUCACGCAUCUUCUAGGUUGGAUGUCUCUACUCUGCUAUUCGCUUUAUUUUACUGAUUUCAUGGGCCAGGAGGUCUACGGUGGAGACCCGACCGCUCCUCCAGGAUCCAUGGCCAGACAGGUCUACGCCGAUGGGGUGAGGAAGGGAUCCUACGCAAUGGCUCUAUACUCCAUCACUUGUUCUAUCACAUCGCUCUGUACAGAGUGGCUUAUUAGAAAAAUAGGUGCCAAGUGGGUGUAUGUAGGUAACCAAGCGAUCUACUGUGUAAGCAUGGCUCUGAUGGCCGCUAUAAGAGCGCCUUGGGCAGCCUUCCUUUUCUCCGCUACAGCGGGUAUCGAAUACUCCACCUUAUUCACGCUACCAUUCAUUCUUCUAGCAAACUACCAUUCGACGGAUACAUUCUAUAAAACAAAGAGCGCCACCCUCGACGAAGACGAGUCAGACAACGAGGACGCUACAGGAGACAGCAGCAGUAAACGUAAAAAGCAAGACAUACGUGGGCUAGGCACCGAUGUUUCUCUCGUUCAGAGUAUGGUCUUCGUAGCUCAAUUCUUCCUCUCUCUCGGUAUGGGUAGUAUCGUCCAUGCGGUCGGUAGCACGACAGCCAUUGUCGUCGCAGCAUCCGUUCUCAGUGGACUAGGAGCUCUUGCAGCCACUCAGGUCCUGUAUGCUGGAUUAUGAUAGAGUCACGGAGCCAUCUCUUCUCUUUCUAUACUCGUUCCAUCCAAAAGAGUUUGAGAUUAGUAAUAAAUGUUUGACUUGUCGGCAUUCAAUGUUAUCUGAUUUUCAAUAAAAGCCUUUAAGAGCUUGAUAGCUUUGUCAUCCAUGACGCGGAACGUUCUGAUUUUGUUACAUCAUGCAGCCCCAUGCAGCCUUGAUUGCGUCGCCGGUUAUUUCACAACCGUUCUCCCGCCGGCAAUUUUCUGUUUUCGACUCUUCGCUGCGCGGUAAGAUUGAUGGCGCUAUGCUAAUCUAGGUACUCUUGUCAAAAUGCGGCGAGUCGUGCAAAAAGGGAAGAUUAUUCACGACGCGGAAUAUUCAUAAGAAUACGCAACUUGUAUGGGGAAAGAAGAUUCCGCGUCAUGGACUGUUGUUAUCUAAAGCUACCUAAUACCGAGCGAGCUUACGAAAGCAGGAGAAAGGGAGAAAGGACGGCGGUAGGUCCAACAAUAAGAAAAGUCAAUCACUGCAUUCUAAGGAAUUUUAUGAUUGAUAACUCCACUGGUGUCGAUCCGUGACGUCAUACUAUUCAAGUGGGGGUAUGAAACAAUAGAUCACCGCUUGAACGAUAGAUUCACAACACAAAUCGACACCCAUGGAUUAGACAACCAAGAUCGAGUGCAGUUAUAUUUUCAAAAAUUCACUAAACAAUUUGGUACAUCUGUCAUAAUAUUUGAUUAAAAAAUCCUGGUUUAACAUUUGACAGCUGGGGCCCAUUUCAUAAGGCUGUUCGUAAGUUACGAAUGACUUUACGCACAACUGGACCUGGUAACCCUUUCUUGUGCUAUAUGGUAUAUCCCUGUAUGACUGACUUACGCAUAAGAACAUGUUCCAGUCGUUCGUAAAGUUGUGCGUAACUUUACGAACAGCUUUAUGAAACGCUAUCACGGGCACACUGCCCUUUUUGGCAAAAAAAGUAAUCAGAAGUAUUCACAUAUGAAGACAUUUAUUUCUAACUACAUGUACAUGUAUGUCUUUAUAUCAUCUGGGGACCGUUUCAUCAACAUUUUUG
Messenger RNA from Lytechinus variegatus (green sea urchin), 3805 nucleotides. Its product is annotated as membrane-associated transporter protein-like. The coding region runs from base 613 to 2754 and encodes 713 amino acids. Lineage: Eukaryota; Metazoa; Echinodermata; Echinoidea; Temnopleuroida; Toxopneustidae. The transcript is spliced from 4 exons. Gene Ontology annotation, molecular function: sucrose:proton symporter activity. Gene Ontology annotation, cellular component: membrane. The record is from RefSeq and is a predicted model, not a curated record. Gene Ontology annotation, biological process: transmembrane transport.